AUGGAGGAGGGAAGUAUGCAGCUACAGCCAGGGCGAAGCGUCGGCUUCAUGACUCUCGGCUGCUCCCUCCACGAAGUAUUGACAACCAUCAAGGCAGAAGUCAAGGCUUUCCCGCGGUUCCAUCUCUACCACGAUGACCAACACCCGAUCUCGUCUCCAAUACAGCUGGUGCUGCCCGAUAACGGCCUGCGGUUACAAUUCGAUGGCCCAGACCAGCGGUUACGGCUGAUAGAAGUGCUGGAUUUUGCAAAGGCCAGACUGGUGUACAAGGAUAUCGAGGUCCACAAGCCUGCAGAAGGUCAGAAUCUGCUGGCGGCAGGAUCAUCGGGGCCACGCUUUAGACACGUCUAUGACAAGCUACUUGGACCGACAUAUGGUGGAGAGUACAUCCCACCCAAGUCAAAGGACCCGAAUGCGAGAGGCACAUACAAUCUAUCGUAUCCUGGGGUAGCAUUCAACUUCCCAGUACAACAUUCGGCAUAUUCAGACAAGAAAGAUUUCAUCAGUCUUCUGUCCUCGACCGCCACUGGUCCUGCAACUUCCAUGGCAGUAUUUCAUGGCGAAUCGUGGCAGAAGGCCCGCGGAACACUCUUCACAGCGAUACCAGCGAAUCCAAGAUCAUUAGCUCUAGCAGGUAAAGGUCGCGAAGGAGGACCGGAUGAGGUUGAAACGAUCAAGAUACAUGGCGAAGGACGUAUCGAGGUCGUGAGGCGGUUCGGCCCUGCGUUCUGGAUUAUAUUAAGUCUGACCUCAGAUGACAUGCUCGACUCAGAUCGUGGCUCAGCCAUCGGUUCUGAUCCAGGCGACGACUGGGAAGAUGACGAUGAAGCAGCGCUUGAAGCACAAGAGCGAGAAGUAGCUGCCGCGGAACAUUUCUACAACUACUAUCAACACGGCUUCGACCUCUUGAUCUCGCAACCCACUCAAAUAUCCCCGCCAUCACCGACCGCCGAGCGAAAAGAAUCAGAUGUACGUGAAGAAGGCGAGCUCAGCGCACAGCCUCUGAACCACUUGACCGUUACUAAAAUCAUCUUCCAUGGCAACGUACCGGGUUCGUACCAAUUCAACCGCCACAGGAGGAGUAGGUGGACGCUAGAGCAUGUGCCCUCGACCAUGUAUCGCGAGGCGCUCAGUUCGGAGAUGCUGUUCGGCGACAUAUCGGGUAGGCUAAAAGAGGUUUUCAAGCCGCACUACGACAACGAGGAGCAAGAGCGACUUCAGCAAAGAGGUAUGGCUCUUAAUAGGGGUUGGGGUGAUAGCCCGGGCAGUAGCUGCGAGCUUCUGGGCGGAUGGGAUGAGGGCUUGAGCAAGAAGAGCAGGUUUGCGAAUCCUGGAAGUGGUAUGGUCGAUGGAGCGGCAGAUGUGGGCAAUGUUGAGCUGUUUGGAUUUCCGGGCAUGGUGUUUGAGGUGUUGAAGAAUGGAGCGGUCAGCUCUUUGACUGUGUACUGA
Molecule: messenger RNA, 1449 nt
Organism: Parastagonospora nodorum SN15
Lineage: Eukaryota; Fungi; Ascomycota; Dothideomycetes; Pleosporales; Phaeosphaeriaceae
Exons: 3
Coding region: 1-1449 (482 amino acids)
Biological process (GO): Golgi to plasma membrane protein transport
Cellular component (GO): trans-Golgi network
Source: RefSeq, a predicted model, not a curated record